Octopus bimaculoides (California two-spot octopus) is the source of this 3516-nucleotide messenger RNA. RefSeq lists its product as uncharacterized. NCBI's taxonomy places the organism in Eukaryota, Metazoa, Mollusca, Cephalopoda, Octopoda, Octopodidae. The record is from RefSeq and is a predicted model, not a curated record. Gene Ontology annotation, molecular function: guanyl-nucleotide exchange factor activity. Gene Ontology annotation, biological process: small GTPase-mediated signal transduction.
UUUUUGACAAAAAAAUGGACUUGUUAUUUCGCUGUUGUAAAUGACAGCAUAACAAGCAUUUUCGAACAUUUUCAUCAUAAGUAAAUGUUUCCCUCAGAGACAAAUGGAUCCAAACGAUCAUUUGUCUCAAAAUAUUGUAUUUGAGGGCAAGUUUAAAGAACUCAAUCCACACGGGAAAAUUAAGCGUAUAUUGCGAUUGAAAAUUUCCGAGCAAUAUGUCAUUUUGUGCAAUAUGGAUAAAAAUAGGUGCAAAACAGAACAAGUCAUUUCCUUAAGCGACUCAGAGCUUCGUGUUCUCGAUAAAACGAGAAAGAGAAUAGCUUUGAAUCUACUAAAUCAGAAUUCAAUGAUUUUUGAGCUAAGCGACACUGAUGCGGCGUCCAAGAAGAACUGGGAAAAUAUAAUACUGUUAAUCAAUAAAUUGUCAUAUGGAAGUCAGUCGGGAAAUAUCGGUAAACGUGUUUUAAUCGCAGAAAAUAUAGUAGAUUCUUUUGAAAAAGCAUCCAAACAACUAUUGGAUAUUUGCAGUAUCAACGAACCUAUAGUCUUCGAAUACUAUUUUGUAGAACUUAAUUUAAAAGGGCAAGGAAUGAGACAGGUUUAUAUUGUGAUAACAAACAAGCAGGUUUAUUUCGCAUCACAAAAUUUACACGACUUAACUCUAAAUGAACAGAUACCUUUGGGAAAUAUUGAUAUGUUUGUCAUGAAUUACUUAUAUAAAAGGAUUGGAAUCUAUUUGACUGGUUCUGUAAGGAUAUUCGAAAUGUGUAAUAAUUGGCAGAAUAAUAAAACUCACAACAUUUGGCUUGAAUUAGUCAAACUCAUAAAUUACAAAGAGAAGGAGAAUAAAACAAACAUUUCUGGUGGUGGAAUUGCUCUAGAUCUUGAUAUUUCGAAUGAUAUUGAGAACUUUCCGAAGAAGUAUUUUGCACGAAGUGACAAAUAUUUUAAAUUGGAUUUUGACGGGGACGAAGAUAGUAUAGAAUUCAGUAUAUUAAAAUAUAUUUCGGUUCUUAUUAAAUGUGCAGGAAUAUCUUGGGCACAAUGUGUUAUUAGUCAAACAGAUUUACCAUUUGCUGGCGUUUCCUGGAAUACGUCGUUGGAGACCGGGCGAGUAAAUCUUCUCCGUCGGUGUGGAUCGUGUCCAACGUUGUACGAAAAUCAUAAAGUGCCUUUGAAACUGGUGAAGAUGGCACCUCAUAUUAAAAAAUCUUCUUCUUCCAUUUACAUUUAUAGUCAUGCAUAUGAAGGCAGCCUCUUCACACAGUGUUCUCAUGAUGAAAAUACGUACCAUUCCAGUAAGAAAGUUUUACUGGACAUAUACGAUAAAGUCAUACCCGGAUAUGUUUCUGAAAUAGAAACUAAAAAGAUGUGGCUGUCGCAGAAAGAGAGUAGAAUGUACAAAUCUUAUAUAAACGCACAUAGGAGAUAUUCACAUACAGAAGAAGUGGAUGUAGCUUUAUUAAUCUCUCGUUCCAUCAAGAAAAUAGACUCUGGUGAUGACCCUGACUCUGAGGAAUCUAUUAGGUAUUCAAUAUGCAAACAGAAAUAUCCAAGGAAAGAGGACUGUUAUUUACCUAACUUUACCGACAUCAAAGCUGAACAGUUGGCCUUUGAACUGACCUAUGUAACAAAAACGCUAAUUCUGAGGAUUAGGGCAGAGGAUCUUAUACAUUUUCAGAAGAGGCACUUACGUUUGAAAUAUUCCAAUAACAGCGUCGCAGUAUUAAUGACAUUCUGUGAUCAAGUCAUUAGUAUGGUUAUUACUGAAAUCAUUAACCAAACGAAUGUACAGAAUCGCUUGCGUACCAUGAAAUAUUUUCUGCAGGUUGCCUGUGUUUGUUGGAAGUUACAAAACUUCAAUACAGUAGGAAACAUUGUGACAGCUUUCCGUAAUCCAGUCAUAUUUCAUUGGGGAAAAACAUGGAGCCUUUUUAAGGCAAAAUAUCCUUUCACUUACGAUUUACACCAGAAAUUAACAUGGGUGUUUUAUGGUGACAAUUUUCGUUCUUAUCGUAAUGUAUUGCGCAAAGCUGUUAAGAAUCCUCCCUAUAUACCUUGGGUUUUCCAUUUCCUGAGGCAUGUUGCGAUACCAUCUUGGAGCACGUAUGUACACACUUGGAAGAAAAUAAAACGCGGAGCAUCUGGCAAAAUUCAUGUUAACGAACAUCUGCACUAUCAAACAGCAACCAAGAUGAAAUACAAGACGUCAAAGCUAUCACAUUUUGAAAAUGCAUCAGUAACUACACCAAAAAUUAUAACAAAUAAAGAGCCUGAACCAUUGAAAUCAAGAUUUUGCAAAGACUUGACGUGGAGAGCUGAGAAGAACGUAGCUACUAAUAAAGAUAAGAACAAACAUAUAGGGCCUAGUGUGAUCACAACUGAUAUGUUAAAAUCUGUCAAGUUACGUAAAGUUCCUAAGGAACAUAUAUACAAUGAGGGAAGUAAAAAGGAAAGACAGAAAGGAGUGGAAGAAAACCCACAAAGAUCAGCACAUUUCAAUGAAUUAAGAACAUGGUUUGAUGGUGAAAAUUCAUCACGACACUCGUCAUUUAUUUGUUCGCAAGCGCCAAUAGAUUCUGUUAAGAAUAUCAGAAGUUCAAAUACAUAUCACGAUAGUCAGUUACAAAUUCCAGCACCAAACUCAGCAACCGAUAUUGAAGACAUAUAUCAAAGAACAUGUAAUGAAUAUCUAUCUUCUGAAUGGAGUAUCUCGACUUGCCUGAAUGCAAAUACUUCAUGUGAGGAAGAUGAUUGUUUUCGUAAUGAAAUGCGGAUGAGAGAAAAUAUUUCGCAAACCCGACAAAACGUGCAUCUACAUAAAGAUAGAAAGUCUGAAGAAUUAUUAAAAAAGAAAGGAAAAAAUACAGGAGGGAAAACUAAAAACCCAAAGAAGACGAAGUGUACUCGGAGUGUACCAAGUUCAAAGAAGCAAGACAUACUUCCAUCAGCAGUAGUUGAAGAACGUGAAAUUUCUUCCGAUGCAUCAACCAGUGUUUCGACAAAUCUCCAAUUUUUUUAUCUUGGUACAUACAAUGAAACAGAAGACGCAAACGAGAAAAAAACGAAGAAACUGUUUAAAAUGAAGUCGUGGAAAAUUGGGAAGACGAAAAGCAAGCCAACAUCGAAAUCAAACAAUCAUGGUUCAUGGACUAAUGAGAACGAGAUCUACUACAUUAAUAAAAACAACAACUCCCGUGCAAAAGAACAUGCAAAAUAUUUUGAUGAUGACAGAAAAUUACGGUGGUCUUAUAUCGAUUUCUGGAAGUGCCCCUUUUGUGGAAAAGAUAUUUGUAUUUAUGCAGAUCUGCCAACAAACAUACUGUUGCGCUUUCAAAGUGCCGUAGCAAAAUAUGCAUUUCAAAGUCAGUUUAUAUUAGGAGAAUUUCUAAAGUCUUACAGAUUUUUGGAUAUAGAGACACUGUUUCGUAUUUCACGUUAUGAUUAGGGGGAACUAUAUCGUUUUUAUUUUAUUGUUUGGUUUAAUAUUGAAAUGAUUAAAAAAUGUGAACAUGG